Molecule: messenger RNA, 1841 nt
Organism: Uloborus diversus
Lineage: Eukaryota; Metazoa; Arthropoda; Arachnida; Araneae; Uloboridae
Gene: Hel25E
Product: spliceosome RNA helicase DDX39B-like
Exons: 10
Coding region: 156-1427 (423 amino acids)
Biological process (GO): mRNA export from nucleus; mRNA splicing, via spliceosome
Molecular function (GO): RNA binding; RNA helicase activity; ATP binding
Source: RefSeq, a predicted model, not a curated record
UAAAUGAUACUUUUGUAUAACAGUGUUGGCAUCAACCCUCUUUAGCGGUGAAAAGAGACUAGUAAAUCUCUAGUUAAAUCUAAAUCAAUCUUUAUUUGUUACAGAAUUUCCAAACUUCAUUUUGAUUACAUAAUUAUCAACUUUACACAAGAAACAUGACUGAAAAUGAAGCUGAACUUUUGGAUUAUGAAGAUGAAGAAGAACAAGAACAAACUGCUCCAGAAGCAGCCAUUGAAACCAAAAAGCCUGCAGGUGGCUAUGUAUCAAUUCAUAGUUCCGGUUUCAGAGAUUUCUUGUUAAAGCCAGAACUUCUAAGAGCAAUUGUAGAUUGUGGUUUUGAACAUCCAUCAGAAGUUCAACACGAAUGUAUUCCACAAGCAAUCUUGGGCAUGGAUAUAUUAUGUCAAGCCAAAUCAGGAAUGGGUAAAACUGCUGUUUUUGUUUUGGCUACAUUACAGCAGCUGGAUCCUGUUGAUAACCAGGUGUCUGUUCUUGUUAUGUGUCACACCAGAGAAUUGGCAUUCCAGAUUUCUAAAGAAUACGAAAGAUUCUCUAAAUAUAUGCCAACUAUAAAAGUGAGCGUAUUUUUCGGGGGAAUGACCAUAACAAAUGAUGAAAAAAUUCUGAAAUCCAAUUGUCCACACAUUGUUGUUGGUACUCCAGGACGUAUAUUGGCCCUUGUGAAGUCCAAGAAGUUGAACCUUCGUCACAUUAAACAUUUUGUGUUGGAUGAAUGUGAUAAAAUGCUAGAAGCUCUAGAUAUGCGUCGAGAUGUUCAAGAAAUAUUUCGCAGCACUCCACAUGAAAAGCAAGUGAUGAUGUUUAGCGCUACCCUAAGUAAAGAAAUUAGACCUGUCUGCAAAAAGUUUAUGCAAGAUCCCAUGGAAGUAUAUGUUGAUGAUGAAGCUAAAUUAACUCUUCAUGGACUGCAGCAGUAUUAUGUGAAACUUAAGGAUAAUGAAAAAAAUAGAAAGCUUUUUGAGCUUCUUGAUCUUCUAGAAUUUAACCAGGUUGUCAUAUUUGUUAGAACUGUUCCAAGAUGUAUGGCACUUGCUCAACUAUUAGUUGAACAAAACUUCCCUGCUAUUGCAAUUCAUAGAGCAAUGACGCAAGAGGACAGAUUGUCAAGGUAUCAACAGUUCAAAGAUUUCCACAAGCGCAUAUUAGUUGCUACUAAUUUAUUUGGCAGAGGUAUGGAUAUUGAAAGAGUCAACAUUGUAUUUAAUUAUGAUAUGCCAGAAGAUUCAGAUACAUAUCUGCACAGAGUUGCUCGUGCUGGACGUUUUGGAACUAAAGGUUUGGCUAUCACUUUUGUAUCAGAUGAAGGUGACGCAAAAACUCUAAAUGAAGUUCAAGAAAGAUUUGAUGUUAAUAUAUCUGAACUACCAGAAGAAAUUGACAUCUCUUCAUAUAUUGAAGGACGAUGAAUUGGUUUAGGGAUACUUACCCUACAAUAAUAAACUUUCGUUAUUCAAGCAGUGUACAUAAUCAUCCAUUAAAAAAAUGAGCUGCAUGAGUUGUGCUGUAUGCUUUUAAGAUACUGGACAUCUUAUUCACAUAUUCAAAUAAAAUAUUGUUCAUUCAGAAGUUGUUUAUAAGAGACAGAAGCAUUGUUUUAAUGCAUCUUGUGAUUUUUAAACACAAUCGUGAAAUGUAGUGUAAUAGAUAAAUUCUCUUUAAUAAAUAAAAGAGAUGCUGCUUUACAUGUUAUCUGCACAAUGACCUGUUUCGAUACCUUUUCAUUUUAACCUUGAAUGUGCAUUGACUAGUAUUGUACAAUUAACUCCCACGAUUUAAGCAGUGUAUAUAACAUCAAUAAAUAUGUCCUACAUAUUUUGUGU